AUGGGUCCUCCCGGCGAUCCAAACGGUGCUGGAGGAGUCCGCGCGAAAGAGGAGACGCGCCGGCCGGCUCAACAGCCUGAGAUCGACGGAGAAGGAUACACGCGCAACUGGAAGCUGAUCCUGGGGGUCGUUGCGAUAACCUGCGCGACGGGCUACCUCAUCGUGGCGGGACCCAAUGCGGCAACCCUCGACGUCGGGGAUCUGCGGGGGUUGGCAUAUUGUCGAGGUUACUGGGUUUGGCGCAUCGUCAAGGGGGCAACCGCCGCCGCACCAUACUUCACCUCGGAGCGAACAUACGAUGGGGCCCUGCACCCAAGCCUCGCGUCCGUCCACGCCGCGCUACCCGUUCCGGAGCAAAUCACCGGAGCAGUUACAGGCAUCUACGAGGCAUCGUACCUCGUCAUCGCGGGGGUCUACCACAUGGUGCUAGAUUCCGUCGUGGCGGGAACCUAUGGGGUGUCGCGGUUGCACCGGUACCGUGCGGUUGCGCGCAUCUACGUGGCGCUGUCUGGGACCCUCAUCAUGGCAGUCACGGGAACGUGCCAGGUACUGCACCUCGUCGGGGAGAGGACCUACUGUGACGUCGAGUCCGUCGUCGCGCCGGUGUCGGGCAUCUUCGUCGGAGCAGUCGCGGCUGCGGUUAACGGCAUCUCACAGCUGGGCCAGCGGGCUGGAAAGUAUUUCGCCGACUUGAACCCCAUGCGGCUUAUGCGCUACAGGUUCAGAGCGUAG
Trametes versicolor FP-101664 SS1 is the source of this 732-nucleotide messenger RNA. RefSeq lists its product as uncharacterized. The record is from RefSeq and is a predicted model, not a curated record. NCBI's taxonomy places the organism in Eukaryota, Fungi, Basidiomycota, Agaricomycetes, Polyporales, Polyporaceae. Bases 1 to 732 code for a protein of 243 amino acids. The transcript is spliced from 2 exons.